Messenger RNA from Thecamonas trahens ATCC 50062, 1665 nucleotides. RefSeq lists its product as uncharacterized. Bases 1 to 1620 code for a protein of 539 amino acids. Lineage: Eukaryota; Apusomonadida; Apusomonadidae. The transcript has 3 exons. The record is from RefSeq and is a predicted model, not a curated record. Gene Ontology annotation, molecular function: protein binding.
AUGGUCUUUACCUCGAACGAUCGCCUGGGUGAUCAGGACACGCCGACUGGCUGGUACCUGCCCGAGGCUGCGCAUCCGUACUACGAGUUCAAGGCCGCCGGCUUUGACAUCCACUUUGGCUCGCCCAAGGGCGGCCUUCCGCCUGUGGAUCCGAGCUCGAUCGAGGCGACCAAGGACGACGACGAGUGCAUCCAGUUCAACACCGACGAGGCCAUCCAGGCGCAGUUGGCGGCGUCGAUCAAGCUGGAGGACGCGGUGGAGAACAGCUACGAUGUGAUCUUUGUGGUCGGCGGCUUUGGUGUCAUGUGGGAUCUGCCCGAGGACGCUGCUCUCCAGGCCCUCUACCGCAAGACGUACGAAGCUGGUGGCGUGGCAGCGGCGGUGUGCCAUGGGCCGGCAGCGCUGGUCAACGUCACCCUCUCGGAUGGGAGCCUGCUUGUGGCCGGCAAGGCCGUGACUGGCUUCUCCAACGCCGAGGAGCACGCUGUCGAGCGGUACGAUGUCGUUCCCUUCACCUGUGAGAACAAGCUCGCCGAGCAGGGCGGCAAGUACUCUGCCGCUGAGCCGUGGAACUCGAACGUCGCCUCGGACUCGCGCGUCGUCACUGGUCAGAACCCGCAGUCUGCCCGCGACACUGCCAAGGCCAUCAUCGAGGUUGCGGUGGUGGGCGUGGUCGUCCUUGACGACGAGGGCGUGGUGGUGACGGCGAGUGCCGACCGCUGCCUCUCGGUCUGGCUCCCCGAGUCAGAGGCCAUCUCCUCGCUCUCGUUUGCGCUCUCGGUCACACACACCUUUGACUCUUCGCUUGCUGCCCUCGAUUGGGACUGGCAUCGACGGCAGCUGCUGGUGGCGCUUGCCUCGGGCGAGCUGGUCCUUGUUGCCCUCGACGACGAGUUCGCCGAACUCAUCAUUGUCGACGUGCUGCAAGUCCACUCGGCCGCGCCUGUUGCCCUUGUCUACGAUGGCCUCAACGAGACGGUUAUCUCGGUCGGCAAGGACAAGGCGCUGCGGACCUUUGAUCGCGAGGCCAAUGUCAUGCGGGGGCUGCGACUGGGCAAGCUUGGGACGCCGACGUCGCUGGCGGUCGACGGCGAGGCCCGCAGGGUCUUUGUGGGAACCUCCAAGAAGGCCAUCCACAUCUACUCGCUCGCCGAUGACAAGCCGCAGUUGCUGGCGACGCUUGCGGGGCACUCGGGCCCAGUGGCCGCGCUCGCCUACGACGCCGGCACGUUUGCACUGUUCUCGGCGGCGCGAUCGGCCGACGUCCGGGUGUGGGACAUCGGCGAGGCCGGCCGCGAGUUUGUGGCCAAGCUUGUGGCCCAUGUCUCUGCGCCGCGCGCCACCAAGAUCCAGGCGCUGAGCCUGGUCUCGGACGGCGAGCCUGCGGUGCUGAUCUCGGGCGGCGGCGACAAGAACGUCAUCACCUGGGCCUUUCGCCCCGACGACCGCCACGCCGGCCUCGUCCCUGCCAACCUCGUCCCCUUUGCCGCCAUCCAGACCCACACUGCCGCCAUCUCUACCAUUGUCGUUGCUCGCUGGCUUGAGUCAGGCGCCGAGCUCGUCUUUACCGGCUCGCAUGAUGGCUCUGUCAACAUCCAUCUCCUCGAGCGAUCUCUUUAACCCCCCCCUCGCCGCCUCCUCCUCCAAAACGCCCACCCUGUCCCU